AUGUCGCACGGUUUUGCAGUCUCCCUGAACCUUACGUGCAACAAGUGCCAACGCCGACACCUAACGGUCAUUUGCGAGCUGUCACGAGCCGUCACCACGACCGCUGCUCCUACAUCAACAGUACCGGGCGGCUCGUCCGGCUCUACCUCACCGACAGUAACUACGGCGUCAACCGGCGCUACAGAAGCCAAGUCCGUGCUGCUUCAGACGGGCCGUGUUUGGGCGGAGAGCGGACCGCGACAGCUCCUGGUGCGUGUGAUGCUUGACAGCGGCAGCCAGCGUUCUUUCAUCCGCACCGAUGUUUCCAAGAGAUUGCAGUGUAAAGUCAUUGGCACGGAAGAGCUGUCAUUGGUAACGUUUGGAAAUGCCAAGCCACGGAAACAUUUACGUUGUCGACGCAUCUCUGUCACGUUGCGUGGACGCUUUAGCGGCAGCACCGUCGCAUUGGAAGCACUGAAAGUCCCCGAAGUGUGCACCGUGACAAGUCCACCGCUGAACAUUGAAGUGCUCGAGUUGUUGAGCGCCCGGAGGUAUGAUGCUGCGGACAUGUUUGACCCGGAAACUUGGCACCCAGAGGACGUCAGCAUAUUAAUUGGCUCGGACGCUUAUUGGAAUGUCGCCACGGGAAAGAUUGAUCGCCUCAACGAGCAACUCACUGCCGUGGAAACGUCGUUCGGGUGGACUGUGCAGGGCAGUAGCUCGCACUACGAAGCUACAGCAACUAGUGCCCUUUUCUUAUCGGCUGGUAAUUCUCAUCAAGAGUGCGAGGAAUCGGCUAUGUGGCGCCUCGACACUAUUGGUAUUCAGAACCGGUGGUGA
Messenger RNA from Rhipicephalus sanguineus (brown dog tick), 819 nucleotides. RefSeq lists its product as uncharacterized. Bases 1 to 819 code for a protein of 272 amino acids. NCBI's taxonomy places the organism in Eukaryota, Metazoa, Arthropoda, Arachnida, Ixodida, Ixodidae. The record is from RefSeq and is a predicted model, not a curated record. The transcript has a single exon.